Paraglomus occultum is the source of this 1424-nucleotide messenger RNA. NCBI's taxonomy places the organism in Eukaryota, Fungi, Glomeromycota, Glomeromycetes, Paraglomerales, Paraglomeraceae. The record is from the annotation of a GenBank genome assembly.
AAGAAGUUACUUUGGCUCCAGAUGGGUUUACUCGUCAAUUAACAACCGUUAAUGGACAAUAUCCUGGACCAGCCAUGGAAGUUAACAAAGGAGAUCGUAUUUUGAUGAAAAUUAAAAAUAAAUUGGGAAACCCAACAGCUAUGCACGCGCAUGGGAUGCAUCAAAGAGGGACUCCUUGGUACGAUGGAGCACCAUGGAUUACUCAAUGCGUUAUACCAGACGAUUACGAAUUCACCUACAAUUUCACUGUUCCUGACGAAGUUGGCACUUUUUGGUAUCAUGCGCAUGAAAGAAUGCAAUAUGUUGAUGGAGUUUUUGGCCCGUUAAUUAUUCACGAUCCUGAUGAUCCGUAUAAAGCGGAAUAUGAUGAGGAAAUUAUUGUCAUGUUGAAUGAUUAUCAUCAUACCAAGGCAAAAGUUUUAUUAAAACACUUCUUUACUCCUCAAAGUCAAGGAAACGAGGCCCCGCCGGGUUCUAAAUGUGUGGACAAUGCCGGUCUUGCUAAAUUUAAAUUUGUUCAAAAUAAAAAAUACCGCCUUCGUAUCAUUAAUGCUAGCGCAUUUUCGGCAUUCUUCUUUUCUAUUGAUAAACACGAAAUGGAAAUUAUAGAAGCAGACGGCGCAUAUACCAAGCGAAAGAAAAUCCAUCAUCUUCCCAUCAACGUCGCCCAAAGAUAUUCUGUUAUUGUUACUGCAAACCAACCGGUCGAUAAUUAUAUAAUGCGGGCUAAAUUUCAAAAGACAUGCAUGCCAGCUGCAGCAGCUAAUCUUCCUAUUGUAAAAGCUAUAGUACAUUAUGAAGGAGCCCCCGAUGAUUCUAAACCAAAAGACAGUCCAUGGCCUAAUUCCUUGACAGAAUGCAUUGAUCUACAUCACAAGACUUUACAGCCACUUAAAGAAGAAGAGAUUCCUGAAUCAACGAAAAAAUUGAAACUCGUAAUUGCUUUUCAUAAUGAUACAAAAGGAGUUGUUAAGGCUUUCCUUAAUGAAUCUUCUUAUGUACCCGAUAUAACUAUUCCGAGUUUAGAGAAAAUCUUUAAAGGGAAAUCAAUUAAAAAACCCAGGUUAAAUGCCUAUGCUUUUGACAAAGAUGGAGAAGCAAUUGAUAUUUAUUUUAUCAAUACUGACACGGGCGACCAUCCGUUUCACAUGCAUGGAAACCAUUUUUGGUUACUUGGAACCGGAGAUGGAAAUAAAGUUGAUGAAAAAAAAUUGAAUACACGUAACCCACUCAAGCGUGAUACUGCAACAAUACCUGCCUUAGGAUGGAUGGUUAUCAGAUUUGUUUCCGACAAUCCUGGAUGGCAUUUGGAAUCUGGUCUUUUGAUGCAGUCGAUCGUACUUCCAGAUAAAAUCAGAAAAAUGCAGCCUCCGAAAGAAUGGACCAAAUUAUGCGAAUUAGGUGGACAUUACUCUACUCCAUAA